AAAACAAAGAAAAGACAUGAAUAUGCAUUGCUUAUGGAUCAUAAUAAAUUAGGCAAAACUUUAUCUGAUAUUGAUAAGGUAAUAAAAUCUGAAUAUGCAAGUCUAAAAAUUAGUGAUAAAGAAAAUGAUGUUGAUCAUCAAAAAAAACAUAAAAGAAGUUCAUCUAUAUUGUGCAUUAAUGUUAAUGAACAUCAUAAAAAAUUUGAUGAACUAAAAAACCAAUUAUCUGCUGCAUCUAAUUCAGAUGAUGUUGAUAAUAGUAUCUGGCCAGCUUGGGCCUUACCAAAUGAUUAUGAUAAUACUAAACUUGAUUCUGAACCUGAUGAUAAGGCUAUUUCUUAG
Molecule: messenger RNA, 342 nt
Organism: Cetraspora pellucida
Lineage: Eukaryota; Fungi; Glomeromycota; Glomeromycetes; Diversisporales; Gigasporaceae
Source: the annotation of a GenBank genome assembly